GGACACAACAGCGUCGGGCAGCAAUCGGCUUUGUUGUUCAAAAUGGCGUAUACAGACGACUCGCUAUAAAGAGUGUAGGAAAUAUAUUUUCAAUCAAUUUUCAAGCUUUAAGCCCGUGAGAUCUUUGGCUGAGUAGAACCUCUCAAUCCAAUGAUGAUUGUGUCAGUCAUGGCAGGUCCUGGACUUUGGGUGUUGUGAUACAGCAGUGCCUACCAUUAUGGAAGAUUCUUCUUCACCGCAACUGCAGGAUGGAGGAGAAUUGGGACAAAUGGCCUCAGCAACCCCACCUUCAGACCAGUUACUACAAACUGAGUGUGAAGCUUUGGAUCCAUUGGUAUCCUGUCCUGAAGACACGUCAGAACAGGGGUCACAAUUGCCGAAAGAUCCACUCCAGCAAUGGUCAACACUGCCUCUCCAAACACCAGUUACAGGUGUUAUCCCUCCUGCCCCAUCACUGCAACCUGAUCCCUUGUCAUUAACUGAAAUUUCUUGCUGUCAGUCAGAUGGCAUUACUACACCAGAUAUAGAAAAGACACCGGCUAUACAUGAAGAUGCAAAAAUUUUGAUUCCAGCUCCUUUAGAACAGGCUUUGGGAAAGGCACCAAGCCCAUUAGGGCUGCAAGCAACUUUGACAUUGAGUCCUUCUUUGAAACCAGCAGAUGUCUCCGAAUUUCAACUCGAAAAUCCUGCUGUUGUUCAGUCAACUUCAGAAAAGCAAUCAGAUAGACUUUCAGCCUCAACAGAGAAGUUAACAACAAUUACUGAAGACACAAAUGUGAAAUCAACAAAUCUCAUUCCAUCUUUGACUGAAAAGUCACCAGCUGAGAAAUCAUCAGGGGCAGUUGAUGCCAGAACUGAGGAGGCCAGCAUUACUGUUGCAACUUCUGAAAAGAAUAGUGAAAAUGCAGAUUGUAGUGGUGUUUUGUCAUCUGCAGGUAGAGUUUUUGAAGACAAAUCCACAACUUUGGUUCCAACCCCAAUUGAGAAGGCACAAGUUGUAACAGAAUCUACUGAAAAGUUGAAGUCAGAGAUUGCAUCAUCCUCAGAAAAGGCAUUAUUAGAUUGUGUAAACCAGUUGCAAAAAUCAUCUGAAGUUCCAGUUACUUCACCUCAGUCAUGUUUGUCAUUAGAUGCUGCUCAAGUUCAAGAGCCUCAGUUGUUAAAACCAUCCUCGUGUGCCUCUGAAGGUGGUAUAUUAUCAUUUUUAGAUGCAGGAAAACAGCCAGCAUCACUGCCUAUCACAUCACCAGAUCAGUCAUCACCGGUGCCUACUGUAAUAACAGAUCAGACAUCAUCACCUCAUCCUUCAUCUAAGAAUUCUUCACCACCAUCUUCUGUUACUCCUGUUGAGAAAGUAGGGUUACCAUAUUCUACUUCGGGCCAGGAUUCAUCUCUUCAGUUUGAUUCAUCUGGUGUACUUUCCAAAGAGGAUGGAUUACCUCAAGGUGGUUCAAUCUCAAGUAGCAGCCAGGAUGUCCGUGUGUGUUCCAGUGUUGAAAGUGGAAACCAGGAUCAUCUUAACGAUGCAGUGGAUGGUUGUGAAUCUAAUAAACGAACAGACUCUACUUUAAACAUUGGGCUUGAGGGUGAAGGGUUUUCUUGUGGUAACAGAAUCUUGGAUGAUUCUUCAGAAGUGGUAAACAGUGAGCAAGAAAUGCAAAUUGAUGAACCAGAUGACUGUUGGAAUGAUGUGGAUUCUUCUCGUGAAGCAGCAAUGGAAACUAUGCCCUUAAUUGUUGAUACUCACACAUUAAGACAAGAUGAUGUUGAUCAGGGACAUUCAACUGUUAAUUCAAACAGUGAAGUGAAUAGUAAUUUUGUGUGUCCGUCAGUAUUACCCACUCCACAAACUGGUGUGUCAAAUGUUAACACUGUGCCAUUAUUGGAAUCGGAGCCUCUCCAGCCAGUAACUAUUGGCAGUAGUUUACAGCCUUUACAAGAAGUUCAAGAAGCCUCUGUGCUGGAUGAUCCGUCCUUUGCAGCUGAACUAACAUUAAUGGACAGUAGUGCUGAUGAAGCAGACAGUAUUGGGGGUUUAGUGAUCAACAGUGUAAUUGGUGCAGCUGAUGGAGUAGUUGAUUUCCAUCCUGAUGAGGAUAUGGAAACAGACAGAGAGCUGACUGAUAUUAGUGCUUCUGCACCACAGAUAGUGGGAGGGGCUUGUGAUAAUGAUUCUAGUGAUGAAACAGGACCCAGUGCCAAGAGAAUGAGAUUUGAAAAUGGAAUUGGUGAUUUAGAUGAUAAAUUACAGGGUGCAAAGAAAGUUGUUUUUAAAGUUACGCCAGUGAAGAGUGGAGAUGAGCUGUGGGAUUCUCAUAAACUUCAUCAAGUUUUGUUAACGAAUGGCACCAUUUUGUUGCGGCUCCAUGCAUCAGCAGACAGUGUAGACAUGUUUGAACCAGAUAGCAAUGACAAAGAAAAUGAAAAGGUUGACUUUACAGGUAUAUUGUGCGAGGCCAAAGAGGAAGACCAUGACCAUAUUCUUGGCCUUGCUAACCUAGAACCUGAUGCUGAUGUGUAUGAUCCUCUUGCAAUAGGUUCAACUCAUGCUGCUGAUCACACAUCUCCCCCACAUUAUAUUCGGCCGUUCCCUCACUCCAGGGGUCGUUCUACAGCACUUCAACCGGCCAUGUCAAGACCAGGAUUCAGACAUCUACAGUCACCUCCUCAUCCGCAUUACUACAUGAAGCACGAGGUCUUGGGUCUUCCACCACCACUUGAAUUUGAAGAACCACAAUUGGGAUCAACUGAUUGGUCAGGGAAGGAAUACUACGCUGGACUACUGCUACAGAGGAAGGCUCCCACACCCUCCCAAUAUCCUGCCAUGCCCCCAGCACCACCACCACCUCCCAGGGGACGCAAGAGGGGCCGCCCUCCCCUGGCCAGUCGAAGGGGAUUACCUCCCUACGCUCCAAGAGGCAGCCCCUCUAAGGCCCGGUCACAAGGAAAGCGUCAUCCUGAGCCCAUCAAGUUUCGGCCCCCUACUCCACCUCAUCACCUGUUUCUUUCAUCUUUGUUCAGACUUAGCAAGUCUGUAAACUUUAUAAAAAAUGAUAUAAAGAAAACCGUCAAAAUUGGCGGAGAUUCCACAAAACGUGAUGUUUUCUCCCCGGGUGAGGGAAAGAAAGGGGCAAAUUCAGGGAAACAGAAUGAGGGGGCUUGGGAGGAUGACGACAUAAUUGUAACUGAAUCUCAACCACACUUCAUAAAGCAUGAGAGUGAAGGACAGUGUACCCGGAACACUGACACAACCGUAAAAAGAUAUCUAAUUAAACUACCCUGUGAUUUUUGUGAUCUUGUAUUUAGGAAAAGAGCUUCUCUCCUUGCUCAUAUGAAACAUAAACACAGGGGCUUGCAACAGUGCCCUAUUUGUAAAGAGAAACUUAAAGUGAAAAACAAGUAUGGCAUGAGAUUCCACAUUCUCAAGAAUCACAAAGAUCAGCCUCACUUUCACUGUAAGAAGUGUGGGGAAUCUUUCAAAUUACAACACCACUUGACAAACCAUGAGCGACUGAAACAUGAGCUUAUGGAUAGUGAUGAUGAUGAGGAGGAAAAGAAAAGAGUAGAGGAGCUUGAGAAGGAAAUAGAAAAGCAGACUAUUGAGAAGGAAGAGGAGGAGAAGAGAGAAAAUGAAAGGUUAGAGAGAAGAGAACAAAUAGAAAGAGAAAGAAUAGAGAAAGAAAGGAAGGAGAAGGAACUAAAAGAAAAGGAACAGAAGGAGAAAGAAAGGAGAGCAAAGGAAGAAGAACUGAAAAAGAAAAAGAACGAGAGAGAAAAGUCGAAAGGGGAACAAAAGAAAUUGACCAAAGAUAAUGACGAAGACCACAAACAGGUGUUGGAGAAGAGUACAAAUGGAAGAGGAAAAACAAAAACUGCAGCAGGUAGCGUUUCAGUGAGUAAAAGUGGAAAUGUUAAAAGUGUGAAAAAUGUCUCUCAAGGGAAAGUAAUGAACGUGAGACCACCAGCCAAGGUAGCAGUGACUCGAGGAACUGCCUGGCCACCGAGACCUUCUACACGAGUCACACGUAGUAAGCCACAAGUACAGUGCGAGGAAAGUGAAGAAGAGACAAAAAGCGAAAGUGAAACUGAGGAUGAGGAGGAAGGUGUGGAUGUUGAUGAAACCUCUACUUCUUCCUCAGAGUCAGAAGUAGAGGAAGAGAAGCAGUUUCCCUGUGAUAUUUGUGAUUUGAGCUUUAGUCACUUGGUCAAGCUCAAACAUCAUCAAAAAGAUGAACAUUCCAGAGCCACAAGGUCAAAAGUGGCAGCUAAAGCCCAAGAGGAACAUAAAGAGGAGGAUGAAGAACAGGAGGAGGAAGAAGAGGAGGAAGAAGAAGAAGAAGAAGAGGAGGAGGAGGAGGAGGAGGAUGAUGAUGAUGAUGAUGAUGAGGAGGAUGAUAGUGAUGAUGAUGAGGAAGAGGAGCUGAGGAAAGAGAGAGAAAGGAAAGAAAAAGAGAGAAGAGAGAAAGAGGAAGCUCUUACUUGCAGAGUUUGCAACAAGCUUUGUCGUAGUGAAUAUCAACUAAAGCUGCAUUUGCCAGCGCACACUACCACAAGAAAAGGCCAGGUUGUGAAGAAAUCAUCACCAAGUAAGACUACAGUAGAUAAUGCAGAAGAGCAAGCAGGAAAGAAACCUCGCACUCCAACAGACAAAAUGAGCAGUGAAACAGUGAGGGUCCUUCGCAGUAAUCCACAAGGAUCCGGGAAAGGAGCAGGUGGAGAGAAUUUUGAGAAGAGUAAGGAACAGUCAACAAAAGGAAAACAGGAGUCUGUGAAAAAAGAAAUAAACGAAACAGUUACAAAGGAAAAACAAGCAUCAGUUGCAAAGGAAAAAUAUCAACAUCCAUCGAAAGACAAGGUUGAAAAAAAUGAACGACCGUCUUAUCUGUUAAAAGUGGGUUCUUUAUUUAGAUGUACAAAGUGCAAUAUCACCUUCAAUAGGGAGAAGUCUAUGACUUAUCACAUGAAGAAGAUUCAUGAAACUUUAUAUCCAUUUAGAGGUUGUGAACAUUGUGGCAAAAUAUUUCGAAGUUGUGGCCCAUACAACAGACAUGUUCUCAUUCACAAGGUUCAUCGAUGUCCAGAAUCAAACUGUAAGGCCAAAUAUCGCAAGAUGCUGAGAUUAAAACAACAUCAAAAGAAUGCACAUACAAACAAACCAUAUAGAUGUCUAAGGUGUGUUUCUCUCUUUGCCAAAAAAUCUGAACUUGAGAAGCACCUGAAUGUGAAACACCCAAAGGUACCCAGUGAUGAUGAAGAUGAAGGUUCUGAAGAAGAGGAGGAGGAAGAGGAGGAGGAGGAGGAGGAGGAAGAAGAGGAAGGGGAGGAAGAAGAACAGAAAAAGGAAGAAGAUAGUGAUGAUGAAAGUAAAACAAAAGAGGAAGAGGACAAAAAUGAUGAUGAUGAGGAGGAGGGGGAAGAGGAAGAGGAGGAGGGGGAGGAAGUUAACACUCCAACCAAAAGGAGAGCGAGAUGUGUUCCUAUAUCUUACAAAGAACCUGAAGAUGAGGAUGACUUGAUACCUCUGAAAAAAGGUGCAGAUAAAAGAAGGUUUAAUGAUAGGAGAGAUAAUAGUUGUGAACAGAAAAGUGGUAGUGAUAGAAGUGUAAGUGUGGAAGUUGAAAGUCUUGAUACAGAAAAAAGGAAAAGAUUAAACAGUGAAAUUGAGGAAAGUGUAGUUGAUGAAAUUGUGAAAAAAAAUGAUAAAGGCAAUGAACAAAGGGUAGAAAAAAAUCUAAAAAACAAAUUGAAUGACAGUACAUCUCAUUCUGGUGAUAAUUCAGCUGAUGAGACUGUUUCAGCAGUAGAAACAGCAACACAGAAUGUGAAACAAGAAAAGAAAGUGGUAAAUAAGCGUGCAUCACCGCCUAACAAGAAAAAUAAAGUUAAUCUCAGUUGGACUGCCGCAUUAAAAGCACAGAUACAAGCAGCAAAGUCAGGAUCCAAAAAUACUUCCAAAGAAAAAAAGGGAAAGAACAAUUCAGCUAAAGUGAGACGAAGACCCAGCACUGGAUCUAGUGGACAGACUACAGUGCAGGGUGCUGAGUUAACAUAUGGGCCUCAGCACCUAAAUUUACCCCAGGAGUCUCUGUCAUACCCAGGGUACUUGGUUGGUGAGGACUCUAUGUUUAGCUUGGAUGACAGUUCACAGAUGGAUAUUAUGGGUGACUAUUACGGUGCACAGUAUCCUCCCAGUGAAGAGAUAAGUGACUUUGUACCUGAUGAUGAUGAAAGUGGACCUGCAAAAAUAAUAGGCUUUGAUUCAUUUUAAUUGAGAUUUGCAUAGUCUUUUGAUCAGAUGAUACCUCAUGACAUUAGUAAAGAGACUUGUAUAGUGCAAUAUUAAUUCUUGUACAUAAACCUUAGGUAGGUUAUCAGUAACCAUUUGUGUUAUGUAAUAAGUAUUUCUUCCUGUGAAAUGAACACUUCAGAACAUGCCAAGUCGUGAAUGGGUUUGUAUUGUUUUUAUAAUAUAUAUGUAAAUAUAUUUUGAAGUGCUUCUGAAAAAUAAUUUUGUGAUGUAUAAUAUAUAUUGUAUUUAAAUAUUUGAAUGACAUUAAGCUAUUUUAGUUUAUUACUUUUAUGUUUCUUUCAAAGAAUUAUUUAUAUUUGUAGUUCAUAUUGUCCCCACAUGAAAUGAAUGUCUUCAGGAUAUUAAUACUGAUGACAGACAGUGUUUAACAAAACAAGUAGAACUUGUGUACUGUGUACCAUGAAUGUACAAGACCUGUACUGCUGCUUAUCGAAAUAUGGAUUACAAAUUUUACAAAUUUA
Homarus americanus (American lobster) is the source of this 6771-nucleotide messenger RNA. RefSeq lists its product as uncharacterized. Gene Ontology annotation, cellular component: nucleus. Gene Ontology annotation, molecular function: sequence-specific DNA binding; DNA-binding transcription factor activity, RNA polymerase II-specific. The record is from RefSeq and is a predicted model, not a curated record. Lineage: Eukaryota; Metazoa; Arthropoda; Malacostraca; Decapoda; Nephropidae. The transcript is spliced from 5 exons. Gene Ontology annotation, biological process: regulation of transcription by RNA polymerase II. Bases 218 to 6268 code for a protein of 2016 amino acids.